This is a messenger RNA of Zootermopsis nevadensis, 1548 nucleotides long. RefSeq lists its product as uncharacterized. Gene Ontology annotation, molecular function: oxidoreductase activity. The record is from RefSeq and is a predicted model, not a curated record. NCBI's taxonomy places the organism in Eukaryota, Metazoa, Arthropoda, Insecta, Blattodea, Termopsidae.
AAGUUGAAUCACCAGUGACAUAGUCACUUUCGAUACUCCGCAGUGGCUACAGGUCAUCAGUGCGUCUGUGUAGUCGUGUGUCUGGCGUUCAAAAAUGCUGCACGAACUCAGGUUCAUCUAUGCUCGGAUUGUGUCGCGCCAUGUUUAAUAACACCCAAUCAACUGUGGAAGUUGUAAAAUAUGACGACGAUAAUAUAUGUGUUCCUGAUGGAUAGUAACCUCGACACACAACUAUAGGAUGGCUAAGGAAGGACCAGUCGAGACAGGGGAGGUGCAACCAAGAAGUGAUGGCAGUAGUUCCAAGUCAGCAUUAUGUGUGACUGACGAGUUAAAGUUCCUACUACAAGAUGGCAGCGUCACAGCAGCAGACACCAAUAACACCUCAGAACUACCGCCAUGGUUCGACUUGGACAAAUUUCGAAGGGGCCAACAGUACUUCCACACCAACUACUUCGCAAUGUUCGUGGCCAAGUUGUGCGGGUUGCUCACCAUCCUCGCUAUCCCCAGCAUCCUGAGGGUUCUGGUGUUGACCCGCCAGUCAAACGAGCCAGUUGCUGCUUUCAGGCGCUACUUAGUCACAAUGAUACACAUGUUGGACUGGUACGAGGGAGACCUGCUUGAACCAACCUCCAGGGCCCACAAGUCCCUGAUUGGGGUCAGGACGCGCCACUGUUCGGCCUCCCGGAAGGCACGCAAAGCGGGUUUGGGGCCCAUAUCUCAAUUGGAUAUGGUUCUGACACAGUUUGGGUUCAUGGGCUUCGGACUGCUGGUUCCAGAGAAACUGGGGAUUAGUGGAUCCCCCGAGGAGCAAGAAGGCUUCGUCCAUUUCUGGAGAACAGUGGGCCACCUUUUGGGGAUUGAAGACAGGUUCAAUAUUUGUAAGGGGGACGUGUUGGAGACGAAACAGUUAUGCCAGACGAUUCUGGAACAAGUGUUUGUUCCCGCAUUACGUAAACCUCCGAAGGGCUUCGAACACAUGUCCCUUUGUCUGCUGAAAGCUAUGUGGUCUAUGGUGCCAUUCCUAGAUUAUGACGCCUUCAUGAGCUUUACCAUGCGUUUAGCGGGCGUCGAGACGUCACAUAACAGCAAGGAGACGCUGACAUUUCACAGCAGAGUAAUUCUGGCGUUCCAGAUACUAGUCCAUGAAGUGGUUCUCAGGAACUGGCUUCUGGCUUGGAUGGUAAGACCGAUACUAAAUUUCGGAAUGUGGUUCUCCGUGUUCAUGACGCAGCGACUGCCAAUUUUAGCGUACGUACAAUUCGGCAAAAGUCAAGUCCACUGACUAGCACUGAGACAGAAUAGGCGAGCCAUCCGACUUCAUGGAUCACGAGUUCCUAGCAGGGUAAAAGACUAAUCGAAUUCCUCAAACUACGUCUUUGGUGUCUGGUGAGGUCAGACAGAAAUUAUAUUGUGGUCUAUUCUGUAUCGUUUUCAUCUAGAAUAUUUUAUGUAACAUUCGUAUUUUGCCUUUUCCCCCCUGAAUAAAUGUAUUUUCUCAACCCAGCCGUCAUCUUAUAAAUAAAAUAUAAAUAUAAUACGUUUGGUGAA